AUGCAGAGCAACGCCAGCUCGGGACUGAAAACUGCGCUGAGUGAGUGCGGAGGAGAGGAGGAUGAGAUCUCAGCGCUGGUCAGCCCCACUGGAGCGGUCUCCAGCCUGCCGGCUUUCAACAUUUCUCUAAACUGCUGGCUUCACAUCCUCUCCAAGGAGUCCUCACUCGAUCUUCACGGAGACAGCGCCAACCUGCCAGUGCGUGUGGUCAUUGCUCUGGUCUAUCUGGUGGUGUGUGUCCUGGGGCUGGUGGGGAACGUCCUCGCCCUCUUCCUGCUCCACUCCCGCCGCCGGGGCCAUCACCACUCCUCCGUCGACUGCUUCGUCAUGGGCCUGGCCAUCACCGACCUCCAGUUCGUCCUCACGCUGCCCUUCUGGGCCGUGGACACGCUGCUGGACUUCCGCUGGCCGUUCGGCAGGGUCAUGUGCAAGAUCGUGAGCUCGGUGACCACCAUGAACAUGUACGCCAGCGUAUUCUUCCUGACCGCCAUGAGCGUGACCCGCUACCGCUCCCUGGUCACCUCGCUGAAGAUGAACAGCCCCGGGGCGGCCGCGGCUCGAGCCAAGUGGGCCAGCUCGGCCAUUUGGGCGGUUUCACUGGUCGCCACGCUGCCUCAUGCUUUCUACUCCACCACGGUCCAGGUGUCCGCGGACGAUGAGCUGUGCUUAGUCCGGUUCUCCGACUCUGACUCGGGCCACAUGGAUCCCCAAGUCCUGCUCGGACUCUACCAGACGCAGAAGGUCCUCCUGGGAUUUAUCGUUCCCCUGAUCAUCAUCUCGGUGUGCUACCUCCUCCUGCUGAGGUUCAUCCUGAGCCGGCGCGUCGUGAGCAGCGUGUCGGGCAGCGAGAUGGAGAAGUCGGAGGGCGAAAAAGGGCGACACCGCCGCCGAUCCAAACUCACCCGCUCCGUCACCAUAGUCGUUUUGUCCUUUUUCGUCUGCUGGCUGCCCAACCAGGCUCUCACUCUGUGGGGGGUGCUGAUCAAGUUCGACCUGGUGCCGUUCAGUAAAGCCUUCUACAACACGCAGGCCUACGCCUUUCCCCUGACUGUGUGUCUGGCCCACGCCAACAGCUGUCUUAAUCCCGUGCUCUACUGCCUGAUCCGACGGGAGUACAGAGCAGGACUCAAGGAUCUUCUUCUCCGAGUGUCUUGCUCCAUCCGGAAUGUUUUCUCUUUGGCUUUAAGAGGAAGACGGGUGGAGGAAGCUCCGUCCAACAUGGCCAUGAUACAUAAGAACAGCAACGUGUAAUUCCUUCUGUCACAGACCACGGAUAUUUUCGGAAAGGGCAUUAUUUUCUCUGUAUACUAAUUGCAUAUAUGAUAUAGAGAUAUUGUGCGUUUGUUAAGGGGUUUUAGCUUUUCUCAUGGCUCAUUCUCACUUAUUCACACACAUCUCAAUAGGUUGAAACUCAUAAACAUGGCGUCCGAAUGUUGCCAAGGGGUGGCCGCCACAGUCCCAGUGAUAGAUGAGAAACAAAGUCCCAGACAUGGAGGCCUCAAAUUCUGUAGUGGUCAUCCAUAAGAGGAAACUGGGAUAAUCUCCUUCUCAGCACUUACUUUCUGUAAAUACCAUAUACCUUAUAUCAUGUCUGGGAAGAUGCUGGUCAGUCAAGUGAGUUUAUCGUGUUAACCAGAGACAGCUGGUGGGUCACACCUUUUUAAUCUUGGCCAAAUGAUAUCAGAAUUCAGAAGGUUUUUUCACAAUCACAAACGAAAAUCAAAACUUUAGCCUGAUAAGGAAACAGCUACUUCAAAUGGGGAGCUUUUUUGUUCACCUUUGCUUUUUUCCCGCAUUCAGUUGAUCUUUUUCAUAAUCUUUCUGUGGUCACUGAAGGCUCUAACAUCGGGUAUGCUCACAGUCGAGCAUCAACGCAUCACAUCCGCUUAAAGACAGAUCAGAACGCUGUAACAUCUGCAGCUUGUUGGGGGCUCUCUUCACACCUGGGCUCCGUCUUCAGUAUCUGACUGACGCUCAUAAAUCGAUGGCAUCUUUUGGCUUUGGUUUAAAUUGAUGCAUACAGUUGUGCAACUUGCACCACGGGCUGUUUUUACAGCGUAGUCAGCACAUUUUCUGUGUGACUCACAUCACCGCUUGCCAGGAGUUCACCUCAAAUUUUCAAUACAAACAGAGGAAAUGUUUUCCCCGCUGCGGUCUCACACUUUCUU
Menidia menidia (Atlantic silverside) is the source of this 2168-nucleotide messenger RNA. The record is from the annotation of a GenBank genome assembly. NCBI's taxonomy places the organism in Eukaryota, Metazoa, Chordata, Actinopteri, Atheriniformes, Atherinopsidae.